Messenger RNA from Haliotis rufescens (red abalone), 1471 nucleotides. RefSeq lists its product as uncharacterized. The transcript has 4 exons. Gene Ontology annotation, biological process: sensory perception of taste. Gene Ontology annotation, cellular component: membrane. The coding region runs from base 54 to 1235 and encodes 393 amino acids. NCBI's taxonomy places the organism in Eukaryota, Metazoa, Mollusca, Gastropoda, Lepetellida, Haliotidae. The record is from RefSeq and is a predicted model, not a curated record.
GAGUGCAGUUGAACACACUGGCAUCUCAAUCUUGAAUUUGUCAUUCAGCGGGGAUGUUUGUUUCAAAGGUAUCCUCACUUGAUACUGACGUAGAGAAAUGUGGAAAUACCGUACAUAUAUAUGAUGUGUUCAAGCCGUUUUUAACAAUUCUAAACAUUGCUGGUUUGCACAUGCCAAUUGAGAGAGGAAGAAUGUCCAAUGCAAUGAGUAUCAUUUACUCUGUCUUCAUUCACAUCGUGUUAUGGUCAACCUUGUGUCGGUUUUUCAUUCGCUACACAAAUGAGGUUUAUACUGUGGAAUCAUGGAUGGCAGUAUUAUCCUACGCAGGAGUUCAGUCCAUUGGUAUGUAUUUUGGCAGCGCAACAUGUUUCGGUGUACACAAGCACCUGCACAAGUUUUUCCGACAGUAUGAUUCAUACAGAGACACGCAUGCCUCAACGAUGGACAGCCCAGCUCUCAGGCGCAAUACCAGACUGUUUCUUUUCCCUGCUGCGUUUGUAGUUAUAAUUUGUGUGCCAAUUUUGUACUUUAUGUUACUUCACAAUGUCGACCCAGCUGUCAUGUAUCUAAAACCGAUGAAACUGCUUCCACGGGAGUAUUUCCCUGUCGUCAAAGCUAUAUUUUUUAUUGCGUAUUACCUUAUUGUGAUACAGGCAGUAUUUACCCUGGCAUUUUUCUGUGUUCUUACCUAUUGCCUGUUCAAGGAGUUCAAACAGCUAAACGCUGAGUUAACCAGUUUGUUUGGUAGCAAAGAGGGAGAUGCACAGAAGUCAUAUCUUGAAAGAAUACGUCGCCAGUUUGAAGACACGUGUUCUCUAGUUUGCACGGUUGACAAAGUGUUCAGGCAUAUGAUCGGAUCAGGCUAUAUUGCUUCGGUUCCCAUCAUCUGUCUUAUGCUGUAUGGUUUGAUAAAGGAUGAAUUGAUGAAGAAAGAAUAUACAAUGUUGCUAACUUGUAUACUAUUCUUUGUUAUCCUUGUCGUUACAACCCUUUUGGCGUCAGUGGCCCUGAACAUCAAGGCGCAUUCCUCACUGAUGUAUCUUUUGAUGGCCGACUUUGCUGAGCUUUCAGCUACAAGUUUAAACAUUGUCAACAUUUUCAUCACAAGACUCACAACCACAAAAAUAGGGUAUACAGUAUACAACCUCUUCACAAUUGACUGUUCGACAAUCCUAAUGCUUACUGGAACUAUGCUGACGUACGUUGUGGUGAUUCUACAGUUCAAGCCUGACUAACGUCUUUGUUGUGAAGCCAUGAUGGAUGAUGGGAACUUGGGGACUAUCCCGAAGAUUCGAAAAAUUAAUCAUAUGCGCGGUGAUGAGUUAAGACCUAUUGAUAGAUACUACACACGUUGUAUGAAUAUGUAUUGAUGGUAAAUAGUUUAUACCACUGUGCACGUUCUCAUAGUGAAUAAGUCAGUUAAAAGUGAACUGAGAGGAGCAAACAGUUUGAGUUUUGAAAAAUGUUUACA